UUAGUUCCGGGUUUCCAGGAAUUGUAAACAAAUAAAAAAACAUACAUUUUCUUAGAAAUCAGAAAUAAGAAAUAAGCAGAACUCACUUGUGAGUUGAAGAUGACGGUUGUAGCGUUUUGUUUUGUGAUCGGAGCAUUAAUUGUUUCUUGUUACAGCUCGGAAUACUACUUCGUGGUAGCGCCAAAUGUUAUCAGGUUUGACCACCAGGAAACAGUAACAGUCAGUAUCUUUGGAAGUCAGCGCAAUGUAGCUGUCACGGUAUGGCUGGAGCACAGGAAUAAACAGAUAUCAACAAAAACAGUGACGGUAGCAGACGAACAGAACCCAGUUCAGACAACUUUGCGGGUAACGGAGGAUGAUCUGUUUGACAGUGUCAUUGAUGAAAAACCCAGGAAUAUCAGAAUUUGCUCCAGACGCGGUUUUGAGAGCAGCAUAUGUAGGGACUUGGUUCUAAGCUAUAAGACUGGAUACUUAAUCGUACAGACUGACAAGCCUAUAUACACUCCUCUGCAGAAAGUGAGGAUAAGAGUUUUAGCGCUUGACGAGUCUUUGAAAAAGGUUUCUGGUGACAAAUGGCAACUUUCAUUGGAUAUUGUAAGUCCAUCAAAUUUGACUCUAGGAAGAAGAGUAUUUACAAAAACUAAAGCAAGCGGGUUUUACCAAAAUGACUUUACGUUACCACCGUAUCCAGAAAUCGGAAUGUGGACGGCUCGUGCAUUUUACAUGGGACAGUUUGAAACAAUCGAGAGAGCUUUAUUUCAAGUGAAGGAAUACGUGUUGCCGACAUUUGGAGUGUCUAUUGAUGUAUCUGAGCCACACCUUCUUGAAUCUUUUACUGGAACCAUCACAAUCACAGUUAAAGCCACGUAUGUGUACAAGAAGGCAGUGGAUGGCAGCGCACGAAUAUCUCUGAAUAUCACAGACAGUAUGGGGGAUAGUCAGUAUCUUCUUGACAUGGACAAAAAAUCUCUUGAAAAUGGAAUAGGAGAAUUCAGCGUAAAUAUAAGCGACAUUUUUGCCACCGAUGCAUUAGCAGGCAAAGACUUCCCAGAUGGAAGUCGGCUUCUAGUUGUUGCUACAGUGUUUGAAAGUGCCACUGGAAAGGAGGAGAGUUCAUUUCAUGAUGACACAGUGUUUGCUACAAAACCUUACAUCUUCAAAUUUACACGAUCCAAACGGCAUUUUAGACCAGGAAUGGAAUACUUUGUGAAGGUGGAUGUGUUUACUCCAAACAAACAGCCAGCUUCUGGUGAGAAAAUUAAAGUUCAGAAAUUGGAUGACUCUGAUCAGGUAUUAGAAGAAAAAGAAACGACAACGGACGACAGAGGGCAGGCACUAGCCAUUGUUUCUACACCAAACUCGAAAAUUCUUAAGUUUAAGGUUUUAGGUCCAAAUGCUGUCCAAAUGAGUGAAGUUCUUGAAGUCACUGCGUACGAUGAUAAAAAUCAGAUACAAGUUGAACGUAUAAUUACUGACGACGAUAUAAUGUUGAUGAAAGCAUUUACAAAUAUACAGCUAGAUGCAUCAGGCAAUGCUAGAUCUGGGUACACGGGGAUGUUAUUUUUGAUUGUGUCUAGAGGUAAGGUAGUACAUACAGUUUUCAAGCCCCCUAGCAACAAAGUUAGUGAACAGAUCAAAGAAGACCUUCAGAAACUAAUCAACCCUACUGCCAGGCUACUGGUCUUCUAUGUAGAUGAAGGAACUGAUAAAGUUGUUGCAGACUCUAUCAAAAUUGAGGUCGACCCAAAAUGUAGAGGCGAUGAUCUGACAUUAACACCACAUCUAUCUGAAGUUCUACCUGGAGCAGGAGGAGAACUAACCAUUACUGGUACACCUUACACGUGGGUUGGUCUGAAUGCAAUGGAUAAAGCUUUGUUAUUACUUAACGACAAAAAUGUCUUGAGAAAGAAUAAGAUGUUUGAUGUCCUUGAGUCACAUGAUCUGGGAUGUGGUGAAGGUAGCGGAAAGAACAACGGAGAUGUCUUUAAGAACGCAGGAUUAACUAUUUUGACGAAUGCAAGAGUUGAAUCUGAUGUUGAUCGAAUAUCAGAGGAUUGUGUUGCAAAUGCGAGAAAGAAACGUGCAGCUGAUGAUUGCUUUGGCACCAGUAUAAAGUGUUGCAAUUAUGGCUCUUGGUAUGCAAAGACAGUAUUUUACGAAAAGAAGACAGGUAAAGAAAGGGUACAGCUAGAUUCCUAUACCUUGUGUUACACUUCUGCCAAAGCAUUCGCUGUUCACAAGACACUUGGAUAUUCAACAAAAUGCAUCCUUGCAAUUUUAUAUUCAUGCAUAGAACAGCUGGACACUUUGAUAUCGGGUAUAACGCGGCUUGCGUCAAGAUCUUUGAGUGACAUCAGUCAAUAUGCAUCUGAUCUGGAACUACUAGCACAACACAAAAUCCGGCCACAUAAGCGGACAGAUUUCAGGGAAUCAUUUCUUUUUGAUGAACUGCAGCUGAAUGAAGAUGGAGAAGCUAAAAAACAGUAUGUUUAUCCUGAUUCAAUAACCAGUUGGAUGAUUCAGGCAAUCGGGAUCACUAAAAAUGAAGGAAUAUGUAUUGCUGAUCCAAUAGAUGUUCGGACGUUUAGGGAGUUUUUUAUUCAGUUGGACCUUCCGUACAAGGCAACGAGAUUGGAAAUGUUUGAUGUGAAGGCCACUAUAUUCAACUACGGUACGGCUUUGGACCCUGACAAACAAGUCAAUAUGUAUUUAGAGGCUGUUGAGGGACUUUGCUACAGCAAUGAGCCAGGGAAACCCUCACCAAGAAAGUAUCUCGAGAUGAGUCCAAACAGUGCCAAUACUGUCAAAUUUCCAAUGGUACCACUGACUGAUGGACUGUUUCCAAUCACAGUGACAGCAAUUGUGACCAACCUUGGGAUUCCACAAGUCGACGUAAUUGAAAAGAAACUGCAUGUUGUCAAUGAAGGUAUACAGGAAAUUAUAACGGUUCAAGUUUGUCUUGAUCCAAAUGAACAACGAGAAGACUGUGAAAGUCACAAGAGGGUAACAACACAUUAUGGAAUAAGUACAAGCGCCGGAACUCGGGAACAAGUAUCUACAGUUGACUUAACACUGCCAAAAAUUGCCUUACCAGGUACUGGCUCGGCAACAGCCUACUUACAAGGCAAUAUAAUGGACAAUGUCGUAAAGACUAUACUCAGUGGCGUUGAAAGUUUAUUUCGAUGUCCGCACGGCUGUGGUGAGCAAACGAUUGCUACAACUGCCCCGAAUGUAUACGCCAUGAUGUACUUGAAGCAAACCAAGCAGAUCACGGCAGAUAUUGAGGUCACGGGAAAUACCAACAUUCGAAAUGGUGUGAAUAGAGAAAAGACCAUGUUCAGGCAUUCAGACGGUUCGUACUCAUGUUGCAUCUCACGGGCAACCAGUGUUUGGCUGACAGCGUUUGUGGCUAAAGUAUUUUGCCACGCUAAAACAGUAGUAGACGAUGUUCUUGACGAGCAAACGGACCUUCUUCCGACAAUUAACUUUCUAAACGACCAUAUAAAUGCCAGAGGAGAGUUUGUAGAGAUACUGGACAUUCGUUCCGGAUCAUGGUUAAAGGGUGCAACAGAAACGGGCAGUACUCCUUCACUAACUUCGUUUGUCUUGAUAAGUCUUCUAGAAUGCAGCAUUUUUCAUGUGGGUAUAAACCGAACAGUUGAUGUGGCGACUAGAUAUAUAGAAAAUUUAGACGAAAACUGGCUAAAAGGCAGACCUUUUGAUUUAGCUAUUAGUACGUACGCUCUUGCAUUGGCCAAAAGCAACAAAGCAAAUGAAUUCAAGAAAUGGUUACACUCAAUUCAAAAGAAAAACGGAAAAAAUAUUUACUGGGGAAACUCGGACAGUGACCCGGCUAACGCCUACACUGUCGAAACAACGGCAUACGCUCUACUUGCUAUGUUGAAGUUUAACGACGAAAAGAACGCUGCUUACAUUGUACGGUGGUUGACGUCACAACAAGAUUCUUAUGGUGUAUUCCGAAGCACACAGGACACUGUGGUAGGUCUACAGGCACUUUCUGAGUACAGUAUCAGAACGUAUUCACCAGAAAUAGAUCUACAAGUGUCCAUGACCGCAAACGGUUGGAGUGGGAAGCAACUGUCAGUAAAAGCUGAAAAGUUUAAACUGCAGCAGAUUGUAAACAAGUUGCCUGUAGAAAGAGGUGAUAACAAAAUGAAAGUUCUUGUGACUGGUACUUCCGGAAGUGGCAGGAUGAGAAUCGAGCUACGUUAUAACAGAGCAGCCAAAGAUGACGAAAUUUGUCCCUUUCGUAUAUCGGAUAUUGAAGUAGGCAAUGUAUAUAAAUAUCCAAUGGAUCAAAACAUUGCCAAGUUAAGGCAAUGUGAUGUAUGUGGAGAAUGUGCUGGUGACCCUGACAAUGUCAAUGAUCACUCGCUGACAACGCCCGAGCCGGCGCCCACGACUACGCCUACGGCUGAUAAUAUUUCAUCGAAUUUCGGUAGAAAGAAGAGACAGGCUAGUGGCAAGAGAGUAGAUAAAAUGAAAUGCAUACGGUUUAGUGUGAGGGCGAAGGAGGGACAUCAGCAUGGGAUGUCAAUGAUAUACUUCAACCUGGAAACCGACGUAACAGUUUUAAAAGAGGAUAUGGAAAAGCUUGUCGUGGAAAAUGAAAACCUUGACGAUUUUGAGAUGCCAAGCGACGGAAAAGGAUUUGUAGUAUUUUAUCUGAAUACGCUUACGUCACAUGAAAAUAAUUUUGUUUUUCGGCUUGUCGACAACUUUGAUGGUGACGUUAACUCACGACAGCCUGUUUCGGUGGAUGUGUUUGAUUAUUACAAUCCAGAUCAAUACUGUAGGAAGAUAUAUGGAACAGGUCUAAACCAGGACGUGUCUGUUGACUACAGGUGCGACUCUAAAAACACACAAUGCAAAUGUCUCCAGAGUACGUGUUCUAAGCCAGUGGAAAAUGAGAUUUCCAAAAUGAUUAAGAUGAUACAGAGAAACCCGAGACGAAAGAAUUUACCAAAACCAGCUCUGCAAUUGAAAAAGUACACAUGCAACCUAGAAAAGGCAAACUAUGCUGUUUAUGUUGAGGUGGAACAUGUAUGGCCAGACAUCGAUACCAAGAACACAAUGGCCAGGGCAGUUGUUAAAAGAAAUAUUCACCAAGGUGCUUAUGCGUACGAGAAAGACGAUGAGCUGAUAUUCUAUUGGAAAUCAAGUUGUCCCCAUCCUAAAUUAGAAGUCGGAAAACAGUAUUACAUUAUUGCCAAAGAUGGGCACGAAGUUAGUGCGGAUAAUGAACAAACUGAGUAUCAUUGUUCGCUGAUGGGCUCUGCUUUGGCAAUACAACCUUCAGCAAAGAUAAGAAAAGCGCUUAGUAACUAUGAAGCGUUGAUAAAGGCACAGAGAUGCAUGCAGUGAUGUGUAAGCAUAGAGAAACAACGGCACACUGUUACAGAGUUCGUGAUAUAGUUGAGUUAAAAGUGAGUAAUAUAAUAUGCAUUGCAGACAUGUACAUUUGUAUUGCUGUGAAGCAGUCGAGUUAAUUCGUUGAAUGACCAGUUUUUGUGUAUGCGUAAUGAGUGAUUACAUACCCAUAAAACGAAUAAUUGAGACUCUACAUUUAAUCUGGUUCAUUUCCAUUAAUGCUUUGAAAAAAUCAGGGCGGAUCCAAAACUGUUCUGGCGAACCUCUACUUGUGAAAUAGAACUUUUAUUCAUAACAUUUGAUGUUAAUUUCUCCUUUACAUUUGUACAUUUUCAUAAGAUAUCAAUUUUACCAAAUUUAUAGCAUUUUUGUUGGGCUGUUCACCGUUCCAAAUACUUCAGCAGCUAUAAUUUCUGCAUAAUUGCUGCAAAUAGGGCAUUGUAAGCAAAGCGAACAAAAAAUGUACUGAAAUAUCUGCUCUGUCAAAAUGUAUAUGCGCCGGAUUUAGAGAUGAGGUGCCCUCGUACUUUUUUUUCAAUAAAAAAGACAUGUAGCCUGUCUGUUCAUAUGUAUAUAUUUUACAAUUUUCAAAAUAAAUAGGACAUGUUCAUAGAA
Mercenaria mercenaria is the source of this 6006-nucleotide messenger RNA. RefSeq names its product venom factor-like. Gene Ontology annotation, cellular component: extracellular region. The record is from RefSeq and is a predicted model, not a curated record. The coding region runs from base 100 to 5385 and encodes 1761 amino acids. Gene Ontology annotation, molecular function: endopeptidase inhibitor activity. NCBI's taxonomy places the organism in Eukaryota, Metazoa, Mollusca, Bivalvia, Venerida, Veneridae. The transcript is spliced from 41 exons.